Molecule: messenger RNA, 3059 nt
Organism: Amyelois transitella
Lineage: Eukaryota; Metazoa; Arthropoda; Insecta; Lepidoptera; Pyralidae
Product: fatty acyl-CoA reductase wat
Exons: 14
Coding region: 356-1948 (530 amino acids)
Biological process (GO): long-chain fatty-acyl-CoA metabolic process
Cellular component (GO): peroxisome
Molecular function (GO): alcohol-forming very long-chain fatty acyl-CoA reductase (NADP+) activity
Source: RefSeq, a predicted model, not a curated record
CUGGGCGCUCGUGCCAUCCGAAAAAAAUUAGGGACGUCGAUAACCUAAAAAUUUUAAACUUUGCAUAAUAUACGGCGAGUGCUAGCGGCGAUUUUUAUGUAAUAUGCUGUAAUAAAGUUAUGUAACUAUCAUUUUGGCCUCAUAUUUUGGCGGGUUACGAUAGUCUACUCUUCACCAUGGCGGCGGUCGUUCGCGCGCUUUCCUUUUGACAGUUCAGUGCGUUUGAAAUUCGAAUUCGCGAAAAAAGUGUGUGUUCCAUUUUGAGUGUCAAAAAUAAGUAGUGUGUGAUUUUAUUUUUCUAAUUUGGCAAAGGAAUUUAAUUAGAAAACAAUGUUGAAAGGAUACUGAGCACAAAAUGACAGUCAUCGCGAAGAAAUCCACCAACAUGGAAACUAAUAUAUCUGAUGUGAAUUAUGUGCGCGACUGUACCGCCGUAGACGUGAACAUGAACGAGAAACGGCUGACGACUGUACAACAAUUUUAUAAUGGAAAGAAUAUUCUAAUAACUGGCGCUACAGGUUUCCUCGGCAAAAUUCUGGUGGAGAAACUUCUUCGGUGCUGUCCAGGUGUUGAAAAUCUGUACCUUUUGGUUAGACAGAAAAAAGGAAAGGAUAUUUACACGAGAAUAGAUGAAAUUUUCGAUGACCCUGUGUUCGACCGGCUCAAAGAACAGCUGCCGAAGUUCCGCCACAAAGUGGUGGUGGUUCCUGCUGACUGCGAGGUCGCUGGGUUGGGUCUGACGCUGUCUGACAGGCAGAUGUUAACUGAAAAGGUCAACAUAAUUUUCCACUCGGCAGCCACUGUGAAAUUUGACGAGCAUCUGAGAGCGGCGCUGAACACCAAUGUCAGGGCGCCUCUCCAUCUCCUCAGGUUGGCCAGGGAUAUGAAGGACUUAGACGUACUAAUGCACAUAUCGACUGCAUACUCCAAUUCCCACCUUUCUCACAUAGAAGAACGAUUCUAUCCAUGUGAAGCUGACUGCGAACAAUUGCAUAGGAUGAUAGACAAGCUGACCGACAGAGAAAUAGAUGACUUACUGCCUACGAUUUUAGGAGCAUGGCCAAAUACCUACACAUUUACAAAAGCGCUUGCGGAAAAAGAAUUACGAACAAACGCUUCUGGUAUGCCCGUUGGUAUUUUCAGGCCAGCAAUAGUCACAUCUACAUACAAGGAACCAAUAAAGUGUUGGUUGGACAACAUGUAUGGUCCCACAGGAGUUGCUGUAGGCAGUGCGACAGGCAUCCUUCGGACUCUGCAAUGUGACCCUGAGGUCACAGCUGACCUGGUGCCCGUUGACAGCGUGGUCAACUGCCUCAUGGUGGCUGCGGCGAAAGUCAACGCUUCCUAUAAAACGAGUACACCACCACAUGAACCGCCCGUUUUCAACUACGUUAGUUCGGCUGAGAACAGGAUGACCUGGGGCGACUUUAUGAGGUUGAACAUGGCCAAGUUGGACAAAACACCGUUCUCGAACGCUAUUUGGUAUUUCUCAUUGACACUCACGAAAUCAGCGAUGAAAUACAACAUAUACGCGUUCUUCCUACAUUUAAUACCCGGGGCGUUGAUCGAUGCGCUAUCGAUAUGUCUGGGAAGGAAACCUAAAAUGCUGAAGGUCUACAAGAAGGUGCACAAGCUGUCGUCAGUUCUGUCGUACUUCUGCACACACGAACUCACAUUCUGCAACAAAAAUACGCAGGAACUAUGGAAUUCUACAUCUGAUGAUGAUAAGAAGAUAUUCCCGUUUAGCAUGAGAGAGGUGAAUUGGGAGGAGUUCUUUGAAGAAUACGUAGUUGGAUUGAGGCGGUAUUUGUUUAAGGAAAGCGAUGACAUGCUACCACAAGCCAAGAUGAAGUGGAAAAGAUUGUACUAUCUACAUCAGAUAGUGAAAAUAAUUUUCUGCGUCCUUGCAAUUUAUAUUCUGUGGUCGGUGUUCUUGCGUCUAUGGUAGAAGUGUACAUUUUUAUUGUAAAUAUUAUGGUUACUAAGUCAAUUUAGUUAUGGUCGGUCAGCGAUAUUUAAUUUUAAGUUUAUCUAAACGAACGAUGAUUCGUUCUUUAGAUUUAUAAAUUUUGUACUAACUUACAGAAAAACAUUUUUUUACUGAAAAUCGACAUAUUAUGUACAAAUUGUUUUAAAGAGUAAAAAUUAUUCGACAUACACGAGAUAUUAUGGCGGACUAAAAUCCUGAGUUUUAUUUUCAAAAUACCGGCCAGGUAGGUAUUUUAUUGUAAAAGUUAGUUGAUUCCAGAAACUAACUUAUUUAAACAGUUUCGCAUAUUUCAAUUAGGUGAGUAGUUACCUUAUAAUGUAACAAACCAAAUAUUUUGUACCAUUAUUUAUGUUUAAACAUAAAUAAAUUAAAAAUAAUAUUCCAUUAGUUACAUAUCGUAAAUAAGAUAGACACGCGCCUCCAUAUAAAUUUUUGAGCUAGAUAAUAUGAUUCUGAGGUCGUAAUUAUUAUUGAGGAGGUUGCACAAAUAAACGAAUGUUCAAAUUAUAUUUACCUAAGUAAAAUUGCUCAAUUCUUUUAAUACACACCAAAUUUAUGUAAAAUAAUGUUUUAUUAUAAUAAAUGAACUGGAUAAAAAUAUACGGUUUGACUAUACUUUGAGCUAUGUGCCUAUGAAAAAAGUGUUCAGUUUAUUAUAAAAAAAAAAAACUUAACUUCGAGAAAAGGAUGGUACGGCCGUGCCGCUUUUUUUGCUCGACUGGCGGGCGCACUGCCGUGCCCCCAGAUAAAUAUUUAAGAAGGUCAGUGUCUUCUUUAUGAAAUGAAUUAAAAUAUUUAUGCUUUUUUUACAUACUAUUUUCAAGACUGUUGAACAAAUAUAUUCUUUGCAUUGUUUAUUUUUUAUAUACAUAUACCAAAUGGUGUUAUGAAUUUCGGCACAUAGAUUCGAGAUAAAAUAAAUUGUCCACGCUAUUGGUCGCUAACUGAAUUUUUGUCGUGGUCACAGACCGGACUAGAAUGUCAGUCUAUCGGUGCUUGAAAAUAUGGUUAAACCGUCACAUUUCAAGAUCUAACCAAAAUGGUAUUUAAGUAUUGGUAUCUAUUUGUU